AUGGAGGAUUCUACGAAUGCAAGGAUCCCAGAAGAACCAUCCACGCUCGUCAUCUUGGUAAUCGACGAGGUAGCCUGUCCAGCCACAUUGGUCGAGUUUGCGUCGGCGGUCUAUGGGAAUGUGUACCGUCGCCCGGGCCCCAAAUGGGUAGAAAGAAGUGACAUUAGGCAAUCGAUUGGACCAGAGUUCUAG
Puccinia graminis f. sp. tritici CRL 75-36-700-3 is the source of this 192-nucleotide messenger RNA. RefSeq lists its product as uncharacterized. Bases 1 to 192 code for a protein of 63 amino acids. The transcript has 2 exons. The record is from RefSeq and is a predicted model, not a curated record. Lineage: Eukaryota; Fungi; Basidiomycota; Pucciniomycetes; Pucciniales; Pucciniaceae.